AGAGAUAUCUCGAUGCUCUCGCUCGUAGCAUAGCACUACAGAUCAAGGCUAGCAAAUUGGCAACGUAUUCCACAUCAUUACCAUCAUUUGCUGUGUGGUGUCCGUGCCAAAAUUCCGGAGACAAUUGAUUAAAACUCAUAUUCCGUGUGGCACAGUAAUAACUUAUGAAGCAAGAUGUUUAAAAUAGUACAGAAGCAGACGUAUACAUUCCUUUCUCAUCGCUACGGCGUUCUCCUCAUCUUUAGCGGUAUAGUCCUUGUUAUUGUCUCGGCAUUUCAAUUUGGAGAGGUGGCAAUUGAAUGGAGUCAGGAUAGAUACUCAAGGCUAUUCAAUAUUUACCAUGACAACAUUGCAAACACAGCAUUUGAAAAUAGGAUGUGUCUUCCGAUACCAAUUGAUGCAGUGUAUACGUGGGUGAAUGGCUCGGAUCCGAAGCUUUUAAAAGACCUGGAGCUACUAAAGAAAGAAAUUGAAUCGAGUACUGCCCCAACCCCUGAAGAAAUAAAAAAUAGCACAAGUUCUUUCCAGUGCAGGUUAAAAGACUGUAUAGCCAGUUCAGCCAUAAUGACAAGCCCAUUUUUGGAUAAGUCACUUACAUUAAGUCAACUAAGUUCUAUAGAACAGUCAUUACGUAAGGUCAACAAGAUUUCAAAUAUCACAAAAGAAGGCGGAAAAACAAAUACAAUGCUUCAGUUUUCAAAACGAGAAGAAGUGGAAGUAGUGAUGAAAGCAAUACAAUCUAUUACACUGAAUAACAAGAACUACACAUUAUCAAAAGGAUACAUUACUUCCGAUUGGACAGUUUCCGGAAGUGUUGCCCUGAAAGACAGGGUACUUGUUACUGGUGUGGAGAAAGAUACAACAGAAGAACAAGUAAAAAAUAGGAUAGCCCAGACCUACCAGGAGAAAAUUGGAGGGGUUCUGGUUGAGAAUGUAGCUGGUCUUGCCAUCGUCUUUAUUACUGACCCUGAUGUUAUAAAUGACCUCAUAUCAGACGCAGAAAAGACAAAUACAAGCAGUAGUCUGAAAGUCAACAAGGCCUAUCUUGCCUGGAAUAUGGAGCAUGAGGAGUCCAAACCUGGUGAUGAUUUUGCACCAAAUAGAUUUGAAGAUAAUGAGGAAUUGCGAUACUCGCUCCGUUCGUUGGAGAAACACGCCCCCUGGAUACGCCGUGUGUAUGUUGUCACUAACGGACAGAUACCGUCAUGGUUGAACCUGGACAAUCCGAGAUUGAUUAUUGUUUCUCAUGAUGAGAUAUUCGUAAACAAGUCCCACCUACCAACCUUCAGCUCUCCCGCAAUUGAAUCCCAUCUGCAUCGAAUACCAGGACUCUCCAAGAAAUUCAUUUACCUCAAUGACGACACGAUGUUUGGAAAGGAUAUCUGGCCGGAUGAUUUCUAUACACAUGCUUCGGGGCAGAAGGUGUAUUUGACUUGGCCUGUUCCAAAUUGUGCUGAGGGGUGUCCAUCAUCAUGGAUCAAGGAUAAUUAUUGUGACAAAGCUUGCAAUAAUUCAGAAUGUGAAUGGGAUGGAGGCGACUGCAAAGGUGUAUCGGCCCAGGGACCUGCUAUCGGAGGUGGCAUGGGAGGCGGUACCAAUAUGGAACAAAUGUACUGUAAUACUGGUUGUGCAAAUGGAUGGAUAGCUGACAAAUACUGUGAUCAGGCGUGUAAUGUACCCCAAUGUGGUUUUGAUGCCGGUGAUUGUGGGAAGACCAACCUUCAUUCCAUCUACUCCGUACUCAUCACAGGAUCUGGAAUGCAAAUCACUCUCCCAAGAGGCCUAUUGGUGGUGUACUUCAACGCGACCCCAAUAUUUGGUGAGGGAUCAACGAUCACUGAGGGGAAAUACGACAAUCGUGAUAUCGUCCGUACUGCUACCAUCGCACAGAAGUUCAAAACAAUUCACCUUCUUCUUUACAAGAACAUGUCAGAAAGUGUAUUGACCUUUCACCUUUCCGGCAAGACUAAAGAUGACAGCCCACUCAAUGUAACAUUCAAUGUGACGGUGAACACCAAAGAGAAUGAGAACCUGGAUCAAGAGCUGCUUGCGUUGAAGCAACCGGAGGGAGCAAAAGAAGACGGCAAGACCGAUGAGGAGGAGAAGAGGAAGGAGGAGGAAGAACCGGUCUUUGAGUUUGAGGACAUUUCUGAAGGAAGGAGAGGCCCAAAGUUACCUUUAGCCAGAGAGAAAGACAUCUCUAUAUCUUUUGAGCCAAAGGAAGAAGAACUCACUGAUGAUAUCGCAAGUCAGCUGAAAGAAUUAUCCAAGCAGCUGGAGGAUGGUGAUAUUACCAAGAGGGGGCAUGACCGCAUCAGAUCCCAGAUACUUGCCCAGUACUUGCUUUCACAGGAGUACACCAAGCGCAGGAGAGAAGUGGCCCAAGGCCUUCACAAAGCAGGUGGCAAACAACCCAUCAUUGAUACCGAUGCCGGACUGGGAAGGGUCCCUGACAUUGUUCAACGACCUGGACAAGGUCAAGGAUUAGGUCUAGGUGGAGGUCAAGGACAAGGGCAGGUACAGGUGCAGGGACAAGUUAUUGGGGGAGAACGGGCUCAGGGAGCAUUUGGUGGACAACCUGGACAGCAUGGUCAAGGAGUGUUCAAUCAGCAGGUUAUUCCACAGUUUGGACAGGGUGGGCAAGGUUUCAGGGAUCAGGUGGGGAAUGGACUUGCAGGAAAGCAGUUGGGACAAGGUCAAGUCUUCAAAGACACAGAUGUUGGCCAAAUACCAAGGCAACAAGACCUUGGACAGGGUCAACAUAUUCAACAACAAGGAGCUGUAGGACAAGGCUUUGGACAAGUACAAGGACAAUUUAUCGAUCAGCAGAUGGGUCAGGGAUUGCAAGCAGGAAAUGGCCCGGUACCAGUUGGACAGCUAGGAGAAGCACAAAAUGGAGGGUUGGGAUUGGGGCAGCUGCCUCUUGGACAAGCUCCAGUGCAGCAAAAUGAUGGAGUCCUCAGACAGCUGCCAGGACAAAUGCCAGGACAGCCACAAGACAAUCAGGUUUUUAGGAACCAACCUCAACAAGGAAUAUUUCAAGAUAGAUUUCCCAGAGGACAGAACCCGGUUCUUAAUAAUGCUCAGCAGCAGAUACUGGGAAAAGCUGCUGGACAAGUUCCUCAAGGUAACACCUUUGCAGGGAUUCAACAAGGAUUCAACCCUAAUGGGCAGCCUGGUUUGCAGAAUGUACAUCAUGCGGCAGGUGGUCAGAACUUUGGAGAUAUUGCUAAGGCAGUUGGUGAUGAUGGAGCCUUGAGAAAGGAAGCUGAUGCUUUUGAUAAUGAUUUAUUUGGAGCCAACAUAUAUAAAUCAGGGAAAACUGUAAAUCAGGGACAGGUUGCUCAACCUGGAUACAAAGCUCAUGGGGGUUUUGGACAGGGUAUUCAACCUGGACAACAAAGGCAACAAGAACCCGGCAAUCCUCUGCAAGGACUACAGGCUCCUGUAGCGAAUGGUCUAGGACAGGGUCCAGCUGUUGGAGGUCCAGAUCUUGGUGGCCAAGGGCAUGAACUAAGAGGAGCUGAUGCAAAUACUGGUGAAAAAGUGGGGCAAGGACUUCAUCAAGGUGAAAUGCAUGAUAACCAACUAAGACAGGAUCUUAAUCUGGGGCAACCAGUAGUGCCCUUUGAGCAGAAUCAAGGUGGUCAAGGUCACCAACCUGGAAGGCCACUGGAGGAGCAAGAUGUUGGAAAGGUGGGCGGGAUCAAUGGUGGUCUCAAGAACCUUGGCGAUGAUAAUCCGCUUGGUCUUCAACAUGGUAUUAAUAUUAAAAAGCAAGACCCCAAACUGGAAGAGACAAGAGAAAAGUACAAACAUUUUGCAGACAAGUUUGAGGAACAAAAAGGAAACCAGAUUAACCAGGGAAUACCUGAUGUGAUAGCAGGGCAAGGCCAUCUGAAUCAACCAAUGGGAAAAGAAGAUUAUGCAAAGCAACCAGUUGGAGGGCAGAAACAGAAGGUAGUAUUUGAUGCUAAACCGCUGGCAGGUGUUGGUCAAGAUCUUGAACCGAUGGAUGAUUUAGACAAUCCACUAGGUAAGCCAGCUGACUUGGAUCAACCUGUCAUAGACCAGAAUGACAUGAACAGAGGAUUUAGAAGAGGUAUCGAUCCUAACCAGCAGGUCAGAAAAGUGGACGAUUUGGAACCACCUGUCGACUUGCAUCGUGACAAUGAUGCACAACCGAUAAUCGAAAUCCAGAAUGGCAUCAAUGGGGAGGAAACCAAAGACAGGCAAGUGCAAGAACCAGAUCAGUUGCAGAACAAGGAUGGCCUAGACUUGAAGCCAGGAAAUGAGAAUGACUUCAUGGACAACAACGACAACGUUGGGAAUCUAUUGAAGGAACAGAACAACUUUCCAUUCCAGAUUCCAGAUGCUGCCGAAGUUGACUUUGAGGAUGAUCGGAACCCUCCAGAUGAUGCAGGGGAUGUCAGAAGGAAUGACAGAGGCUUCAGGAAACUUCUAUCUCUCACAGACAAAGAGAAGGUGUCUCUAGACAGUGCUACUGACCCAGGUGUCCUUCACUUUAAAGAUCCUAGGGAUGUUCUCAAGAUCAAAUCUUCCUGGGUCACGAAGGCCAAGCAGGUUGUGAUGAGAAUCACAAGUGGUUUCCUGGAUCAUGAGCUACAGAAGAAAGUAGUCCCUGCAGAUAUCACCAGUAAGCAGGAUGUCACUGCUGAUCAUGAGCUACAGAAAUGGAUUGGCGGUAUGCCAGAACAUCCUGUGUUUCCCCAAGAGGAGAAUGACCUUGCUGAGGAUGCCGCCUUGAGGCAGAAGAAAGAUCAGGAUCGGAAGAGCAGCUUCUUGCCGUGGGAACGGACUGACAGCUUCAAUAAUCUCACCAAGCUUCUUGAGCAGCAGGACAGGAUGGAGCAGUACUCAGCGCAGAGUGGUACCCAACGCCGUCUUCUGGACACCUUUGGGGAUUCUCUAAGGCAUGUCAACAAGCUCUUCAACAAGAAGUUUGGUUACCAGGCCAGGAAGGUGCCCGCCCACAUGCCUCACAUGGUGGAUGUCGGCAUCAUGAACGAUCUACAGGCUGAGUUUGAAGAAGAAUAUGACAUCACAUCUUCCCAUCGUCUGCGUCACUCCCGGGACAUGCAGCAUGCCUUCUCCUACUUCUACUACCUCAUGGGUACGCCCAAGAUCGUCAACGUCACUGAGGUCUUCGAUGAAUUUGAUACGGAUGGAUCAGGUGUACUUUCUGAUCGAGAGCUCCGCACAUUGGCCACACGGCUUUAUGAGCUUCCCCUUGACCUGAAGACAUUGACGUCCCUGGAGGGAAUGAUUAUCCAUUGCGCAGUCAAUGUGUCGACUAAACUCAUCGCACCAGCAGAGGGGGCUAUUGAAAAGUAUUAUGAAGAAAAAAUGCCUCAGGUAACCAAGGAUUUAUUGAUGCACUGCCCUCCUCUGAUAGAAAAGAUGCAAGGAAGUGUCAAAGGUCAAACUAUGUACAAGUACGAGAUCAUGGGAGAGGAGGAGAUAGCCUUCAAGAUGAUCCAAACAAACGUCUCGCAGGUCAUAGGUCAACUAGAUGAUAUUCGCAAACAUCCCAAGAAAUUUGUCUGUCUUAACGACAACAUCGACCACAAGAGUUCCGAUGCGUAUAUGGUGAAAGCAGUACUCCAGGAUUUCUACGAGUCUUUGUUCCCAGUCGUGUCUCAGUUUGAACUACCACGUGAUUAUAGGAAUAGGUUUCUUCAUAUAGACGAGCUCAGAGAUUGGAGGAGAUAUCGAGACUGGUUACGAUUCUGGACUCAUCUAUCCUUGGCAGCUCUUAUCACAUUUAGUGUUGUGUCUUUUUGUUCAAGUCAUCUUUUAGCGCUGAAGAGGCGAUGUUUCGGAAGGCGUCGUUGGCGAGGGAGCGGUGUCGCUGAAACGGUACAGCAUGUCUAAGAACAUUCCAUCUGUAGUCCCUCCUCCCACCUAACACCAUUUUGUGCUUGUGGCUAAUUACUCAUCACCCUCGGGAGCAGCACCCUUCUUUGUCAAUGUUUUAAAGUGUAGUCCCAUGUGUACGUAUUCAUGUCAUAUGUUGUCAUCAAUCGGGUAGAUGGUUAAUGUUGCCAGCUAAUCGUUCUCACAUCUGAUAUUGCAUACUCAAAUAUGUUGUGAUAAUAAAUGAAAAGUAAAGAAUUGAACUCCAAACUUACUAAAAUGAAAUUCUCUGAUUUUUGUUUUUAGUUUAGUUUACAGAAACCAUUCAUCUACAGAUGGAAAAGUGUGUCCUUUUUAUAGAGACACCGUUCCAAUAUUGGUUAUGUGUAUCGGAAUAGGGAACAUAUUUCCUGCUUUAUUUAUGUACAUGUACUUUUGAAGUGACAUACACAUGCAUGUACUAUUUACCACUUGUGCAUAUCCACGCACUGGAAAGCAUGAUAUAUUCUUUUUUAAUUACACAAUUUCCUUUUCGUUCAAUGCACAAAUGGCAUACUAUUUUCAGUUGGCAAGACAUCAUUUAUAGUUAUACAAAUGCAUGUAAUAGUCUUUAUUUAUUUUAUGUACAGUCUUUGGGCAAAACAUAUCAUUGUAUUCUGUGUACAUGUACGCUCAACAUUUACUAUGGCCGGUAGUAUGUACAUGUAAGAUUAUUACAAAUUUUGAGCGGUGUAUUCUAACUUACAUAUAUCAUGCAGUGCCUAGGAAAAAAAGCAUUGAAAUAUAGAAAUCUAAUUUUUAAAAAUUAUUGUUCAGAUGCUAUUUGUGGCAUCUACCUGUCAUUACCGUUAUUAAGCCAGAGAUUCAAAUGUACUAGUGGAUAUUAGGUGUUGGUUAUUUUUGGCUGUACAUUGCUUUGAUGAUUCUGUUGCAGAAUGUGUUGAUAUUAUGUAUUUUUUAUAUAUUUUUAUACAGUGAACUUGCACAUCUAAAACGAAAUGUAGGGUCCCCACAAAUGAAGUAUCUGAGAUAAGUUUACAUAUAAAAAUAAGCAGCAUACAUGUACAUGUAUGCUGCUUAUUUUUCUAAUUAGCUAAAAUUAAAAUUAUUUGAACUACGUUAUGUGGGAGUGUCGCGGUUUACUCACGGCUUUUACACAGUGGGUCAUGGGUUCAAAUACCCGACUAAGGGUUAUUUCCUUCAACAAGAAAUCUACCCAUGCUUUGCUGCACUGAACCCAUGAAUUGUAAAUGGGUACCUGGCAUGAAGAUUCAUGCCUUGGAAAAGCUUGAUGGGUUAUGAUACUUGCUGUGCUGCAGCUAGGGUAAUAAUUACAAUUUGUACCUUGAGCACUUGGCAUAGUGGAUAAAAGCACUUCAUAAGUUGCGUUAUCGCCCAUCAUCAUUGUCGUAUCUAUUAUUAACAACAGAUAUCGUAGAUAUUUCAAAAUUAGAUUAGAUAAAGAGCUAUAUUUAUUCUGAAGGCAUAGCAAUAAAAAAAAAAAUUAUGGUUUCAAUGCAUGCUCACUUACAUUAUUAUGACUGAGGUUGCUUUAUUGAUGGUAGGUUAAAGAUGGAUUUUGCAGUUUAAUCUUUUGUUCAGCAAAAUGCAGCUUAAAUAUUAGGACCCAAUGUAUUCUUUGGCACUAUGUUGUAUUCUGUUCUAUGUUUCUGUAGUGACAUCAUCAUUAACUAUUAGUAGGCCAACAUCCCAACCAUUCUUAAUUUAGAUAAAUUUUUAUCCAUUCCAAUCUAAUCUUGAUAUGAUUUUGAUAUUUCUUUUAUUCACUCCUAUUGGAAAUGCAUUUCCUUUCCUUGAAAAGGUUAGGUUCUGUAUAGAUUUAGCAAGGCUAGAAUACACUGUUAAAUUCCAAUUUUUUUUCUCACUCAAAAAAUGUGAAUGAGCUGCAGUAUCGGCGAUACACUAGGAGAUGCAUAAUUAACACAAGAUACUGUCAUGCACAUAACUAUUCCAUUAGUUAGUAUUUCUAUAAUUAAAAAGGUAUAUAAUGGAUAUCUGUAGUGUUGAAGCUAAAUGAUUUGCUCCUUUUGGGC
Messenger RNA from Lytechinus pictus (painted urchin), 7931 nucleotides. Its product is annotated as N-acetylglucosamine-1-phosphotransferase subunits alpha/beta-like. The coding region runs from base 175 to 5895 and encodes 1906 amino acids. Gene Ontology annotation, molecular function: UDP-N-acetylglucosamine-lysosomal-enzyme N-acetylglucosaminephosphotransferase activity; calcium ion binding. The record is from RefSeq and is a predicted model, not a curated record. Gene Ontology annotation, cellular component: Golgi apparatus. The transcript has 29 exons. Gene Ontology annotation, biological process: carbohydrate phosphorylation; N-glycan processing to lysosome. NCBI's taxonomy places the organism in Eukaryota, Metazoa, Echinodermata, Echinoidea, Temnopleuroida, Toxopneustidae.